Molecule: messenger RNA, 1617 nt
Organism: Zasmidium cellare ATCC 36951
Lineage: Eukaryota; Fungi; Ascomycota; Dothideomycetes; Mycosphaerellales; Mycosphaerellaceae
Exons: 4
Coding region: 1-1617 (538 amino acids)
Biological process (GO): transmembrane transport
Molecular function (GO): transmembrane transporter activity
Source: RefSeq, a predicted model, not a curated record
AUGGCGACUUCAUCGACAACAGAAGUGCUUUCUCUAGCAGAUGACACAGCUCCGGUCACGAUUCAACCACUAGAUGUCGAAGGAUCCGCACAGGUUGAGCCAGAGUACCCAACUGGAUUCAAACUCUGGGGCACCAUCGCCACCUUGGGUAUCAUCUUGAUCCUUGGUGGACUCGAUGCGAACAUCGUCGCCACUGCGGUUCCAGCUUUGACAAACCACUUUCAUACCGUCGCUGAUGUUGGCUGGUACAAUUCAGCCUUUCGUCUCUGCACAUGUGCCUUUCAGUUCGGCUUCGCCAAGCUGUAUAAGUACUUCUCGAUCAAGCAGGUCUUCUUGAUAAGCAAUGUCAUCUACCUGGUCGGCUCUUUGCUGUGUGCUACGGCUAACUCGUCGACUAUGUUCAUCGUGGGUCGAGCAGUGACUGGUCUUGGAAACUCUGGGGAGCUAUCAGGUUGUUUUGCAGUACUGAUCGAGAUCAUGCCGCUCAGGAAGAGGCCUAUCUUUGCAGGAAUGAUGGCAGCGGUUGAGUCGCUCGCCAUCAUCGCUGCUCCGAUUGUUGGAGGUGCUUUGACGCAGUCUUUGGGGUGGAGAUGGUGCUUUUGGAUCAAUCUUCCAAUCGGCGGAGUGUCAAUCGCAUCAAUCUUCUUCCUCUUCUCGAACCCGAGGAAGCGGCCAGAAGAGAGCCUACCACUGAGCCAUAAGAUCAAAGCGCUCGACUUGUUCAGCAACUGCUUGUUCGUCCCAUCCUUGACGACGUUGUUCGUGGCACUUUCCUGGGCCGGGACCAAGUAUCCAUGGGCAGACGGCAGAGUCAUCGGACUGUUCGUUGUCUUUGGUGUGCUCUUGGCAGCCUUCAUUUACAACCAAUACCGCCGUGGAGACUCAGCGGCACUCCCUUUCCGCAUCGUCAAACGCAGGAGUGUUAUUGCAGGUUUCAUCUUCACAACAUGUACCAACUCGAUGAUGAAUGUGCUGGAGUGGUACUUGCCUACGUAUUAUCAGGUGGUUCGAUCAGAGAGUCCAAGCGAUAGCGGCUACCUGAUGACGCCUAUCUUGGUGGGUAUGAUGAUUGGACUCCUCUUGCAAGGCUUCGGCACGACAACCUUUGGAUACUACGCACCCUUCAUGAUCUUUGCGUCGGUAUGCAUGCCAAUCGCCGCUGGACUGAUGACAACGUACAGCCUGGACACUUCGUUGGCUCAGAUCAUCAUCUACUCCGGAUUUACGGGCUUUGCUGGCGGCAUUGGAUUCCAGGGCUCCCAGGCCGCUGUCCAAACGACCCUCAGCGACGCAGACGUCAACCUUGGAAUUGGAGUCAUCUUAUUUGGCCAGAGCAUGGGCCCUGCGGUAUUCAUCUCCAUGGCCCAAGUCAUCUUUACAAAUCUGCUGUCCUCUAACUUGCACAAUGUCGUGCCAGGUUUAUCGCCAAAGUUCAUCGAGGAUCAUGGACUGGGUGAUAUUGCGAGCAGUGUUCCUGUUUCUCAGCGGGAGCUUGUUCUCAAUGGUAUCGAUCAGAGCCUGACCCAUACAUGGUAUCUGGCAGUUGCUUUGAGUUGCACGACGAUCAUUGGAAGCUUGCUGGUGGAAUGGCGGUCAGUCAAACAGAAGCAGUCAUGA